GGAUUGGGUUUUAUCGCAUCGUCUCUUUCUAAUUAACGUCCCAUCUCGUUUCCUUCGUUGUUGUCAUUUGACAAAGAGGAAAUAAAAGGCACAGCUCGCUCGCAGAGGUCAAAUUUGACAGAUGAAUGUUUUAUGAGCACAGUGGCUUCGAAGUGUUCUGCCCCCUGCAUUCUGUAGCUUCUCCAGCGACACAGCUUCAAUCGGUUCGGGAAGUAUUUCAGACUUAUCAAGAUGAUUGAUAUUAAGCAAAAUAUUACGGAUAAAAACUAUAAUAAAGUGCUGGAUGCGCUAAACUCGUUGAAUAUAAGCGAUGCCGAGAUAGACACGUUCCGUCGGGAAGUCUCCACAAUUAUAGAAAGUUUUUACGCUUGCCAUGAGUCGGAAGACGAGGUCGUGAAUCGUGUGGCCAUCAAGUGCUUGAACCUGCUGAAACGGGCCUGCGCCCGGGGAGAAUCGUUUCAGAACGCAAUCGUUGCCCGGGUGGAAUUCCUGGAACGCGUGCGUGACAUGCUGGUGAACGAGAAAGGCACCGUACCGCUAAAUGUCCGCAACAACUGUCUACAGCUGCUGGCCAACCUGUGCGUGCAGAACACUUGCAAUCAGGAACGGAUCAUUACGUUCAUGCACACGUUUCUGCACACCAGUGUGUCUUCCAACGGAGGGUACGCGAACGCGGCGGCUAUGAUUUUGUACAACGGGUUCAUCUACAAGACCGUAAGCCUGGAGUUGGCCGACAUUUUGAACCGUCUGUUGGACAAUGUUGAAGCGAACCGUUUGGCACAAACCGAAGUGCCGGAGUUUGUGUGCAUAUUCCUGGAGUAUCUAAUAGCGGAAAGCAACGAGAUGGUGCAGGUGCUGGAGACGAUGGAUGCUAGCAAACGGAUGCUGCUUUUCCGGUACCUCAUCGAGUACAUACGGCAGGAUGACCGGCGCAUUCAUCCGAUCCAUCCGGAUGUGUUUAAGCAUCUGUUGGCUGAGUUUAAGAAAAAAUCGGACAUGAUUCUCAAGACGGACAAUGUGCAGCUCGAUGCCCAGGACACGGAGGAAGCGUUUACGCUGCUGGUGCUGCUAGCGGAUGCGACGUGCGUGGAACCAUAUGGAUCGUUUCUGCGCCAUGACGGAGGGUUAUUUUUAAACUUUGGCUGUCUUUUGCGCCAAAUGCAGCUGCUGGGCAAGUCCGAAACGAAGAACAUGUUCACCCCGGUGCAGAAAAUAGAGGAAAUCUUGAAAAUCAAGCAAGGCGACAGUGAGCUGGACAUUGAGACGCAGAUUUCGUACUCAUUGCGGUCGGCAGUGGUAAAAGCGUUGGCCAAUUUGUCCUACAAGUCGAAGAAAAAUCAAAAGCUUGCCCGUGAGAUGGACAUCAUGGCAGCGAUACUUGAAUGCACCAAUCUGGACGCUCGCAAUCCGCUCAUUAAGGAAUGGAGCAUUCUGGCGAUCCGCAAUCUGUGUGACGAUAAUCCGGAAAAUCAGCAGUUCAUAGCGGGACUGAAGAAGCUGGGCGAUGCCGAAAAUGCGCUCAUCACGGAGUACAAGUCCGGCACGAUUCGAAUCAGUGAAAAUGCCCGAGGCAAAAAGUAGUUUUUCUCCGUAAGGCUGCUAUUUUUUUGAUCUUUUAUUUGCUAUCUUGCCCCGUUGGUUGACUAGGAACGGGCGAACAGUUUGGUCGGAAACUGUUCGUACAGCAGUUGAGCGUUUGGCUUACUGACAGGCUUUGGCGAUGAUCUGAAAUUGAGGGAAGAGGGACAAACAUCGGCGCAUGUACGAUACGUACAUUCAAUACCCAUUACCCAAUAAAAUUGUAAGAGUAUUUGCAGUGCUUUA
Molecule: messenger RNA, 1824 nt
Organism: Anopheles stephensi (Asian malaria mosquito)
Lineage: Eukaryota; Metazoa; Arthropoda; Insecta; Diptera; Culicidae
Product: ataxin-10
Exons: 5
Coding region: 232-1581 (449 amino acids)
Biological process (GO): neuron projection development
Cellular component (GO): cytosol
Source: RefSeq, a predicted model, not a curated record